UGCCACUUCUUUUUCUGUCUCAUUUUGUCCACCAAACGUUUAACGUUGUGCAUGAAUACGCAAAGUCAAGGCUUCACAUAUCGGCAGCCUAAUCGCCAGUGGCACCCCGGGCUCCCGCUAGAGCCGCUGAGAAGAGUGACUCACCUGGCGCUUACACAACCCCAGAAGGGCCGAGUUGAGCCGGGAGAUUAAAGCAAUCAGAUUAGGAACGUUGCUACUGCCACUGCUGACCCGCGGACAGAAGCGAGCCAGCGAGUGAGUGAGUGGGCAGAGUCACCCUCCCGUAGACCGAAGCUGCAGGUCUCCAUGAGGCACGACUUUUACGCAACGUUCCGUCUCAGGUUUACCACCGUCACAUGACCCCGUCCAGAGGUCCACCUGCAGAGCGAUGAAGACAGGCUCUCAAAUCCGCCUGUUGCUGUGGAAGAACUGGACGCUCCGGAAGAGGCAGAAGAUUCGCUUCCUGGUUGAGAUCCUCUGGCCGGUGUUCCUGUUCAUCGGUCUGGUGUGGCUGAGAAAGGCUAACCCGCUCUACCAGCAACAUGAGUGCCACUUCUCCAACAAGGCCAUGCCCUCUGCGGGCAUCCUUCCAUGGAUUCAGGGCAUCUUCUGCAACGCCAACAACCCCUGCUUCAGAUUCCCUACCAGGGGAGAAUCUCCAGGGGUGGUCUCCAACUAUAACAACUCAAUAUUGUCACGGUUCUACGCGGACAUCUUGGACAUGUUCAAUGACACGGAAGUCCGGCAGCUCGGGCGUCUGUGGCACGAAGUGUCCACGUUCUCCAACUUCAUGGAAACGCUGCGCAACAACCCGGCGGCGAUAUCAGGUCGGGGUUUAAAGAUUGAGGACAUUCUGAAGGACGAGCAGGUUCUCAUGGCGUUCCUGUCAGGAGAGGCCGCCCUCUCAGACUCGGUGGUUUACCAGCUGACCCACGCGGAGAUACGAGUGGAACAAUUUGCCUAUGGCGUCCCAGACCUUCAGCUGAAAGACAUCGCGUGCAGCCAGGCCCUGCUGGAUCGCUUCAUCAUCUUCCCAAGCCGCCAUGGCCUGCACGGCGUUCGCAACGCCAUGUGCGCCCUCAGCCAGCCCAGGCUGCAGAGGAUCGAAGACAUGCUCUACGCCAACGUGGACUUUUUCAAGAUCUUCAGACUGCUGCCACGCGUCAUGGACAGCAAUUCGGAGGGGGUGGACCUGCACAGGUGGGGUCGUGUCCUCAGGGCGACAUCGGAGAAGAUCCUGGAGCUGAUGGAGCGUGACAACACCCGGCAUCUGGUCCGAGCUCUCACCACCUUCUUCCAAGCCGGCGGCCCCGCCUCCUUCUCCUCGCUGUCGGCGUCCGUGUCCAGCCUCUUCUGCGGCUACCCGGAGGGCGGCGGCUCCCGAGUGCUGUCCUUCAACUGGUACGAGGACAACAACUACAAGGUGUUCCUGGGCGUCAACGGCACGCGGGGCCCCGACAGGCAGUACGCCGCCUACGACCACACCACCACCCCCUUCUGCAACGGCCUGAUGAAGACUCUGGAGUCCAACCCCGUCACCAAAAUCCUGUGGAAUUCCGUCAAGCCCCUGCUGAUGGGAAAAAUCCUGUUCACCCCCGACUCCCCCGCUGUCCGCAAGAUAUUAAAGAGCGCGAACACCACAUUCGAGGAGCUGGAGAGGCUGCAGAACUUGGGGAAGAUGUGGGAGGACGUUGGACCUCAGCUGUGGGAUUUCUUCCACAGCAGCGUGCAGAUGAAUAUGAUCAGGGACACGCUGGGAAACCCAACGGUGAUGAACUUUGUGGACGAAAGCCUGAAGGACGCGAACCUGACCGCCAAAGACAUCCUCAACUUCCUGCACGCCGGCCCGGAGGAGACCAGGCAGGCGGGAAUGGCCAGCUUCGACUGGAGGAACGUUUUCAACCUCACCGACCAGAUCAUACGCACCGUCAACCAAUAUUCUGAGUGCAUCCACCUGGACAAGUUCGUGGCCUACACCGACGAGUCCCAGAUGAUCCACCAGGCUUUGUAUCUGCUGGAGGAGAACAAAUUUUGGGCCGGUGUGGUCUUCGUCGACAUGUACCCGUGGACCACCAGCGUCCCGCCGCACGUCAAGUACAAGAUCCGCAUGGACAUUGACGCCGUGGAACGCACCAACAAAGUCAAAGAUAGGUACUGGGACCCGGGCCCCAGAGCCGACGCCAUAGAGGACCAGAGGUACAUCUGGGGGGGCUUUGCCUACCUGCAGGACAUGAUCGAGCACGGCAUCAUCAAGGUGCACACUGGCCACGACUGGCCCCUGGGGGUCUACGUGCAGCAGAUGCCCUACCCGUGCUAUGUGGAUGACCUCUUCAUGAUCACGCUGAACCGCUGCUUCCCGAUGUUCAUGGUGUUGGCGUGGAUCUACUCGGUGUCCAUGACGGUAAAGAGCAUCGUGCUGGAGAAGGAGCUGCGCCUCAAGGAGACCCUCAAGGCCAUGGGCGUGUCCAACGGCGUCCUCUGGUGGACGUGGUUCAUCGACAGCUUUGUCGUGAUGGCGGCCAGCACGGCGUUGCUCACCUCCAUCAUCGUGGGCGGCAAGGUGCUGAACUACAGCAACCCCCUGUUGGUCUUCUUCUUCCUGCUGACGUUCACGGUGGCCACCAUCAUGCAGUGCUUCCUCAUGAGCGUCUUCUUCAACAAGGCCAACCUGGCGGCGGCGUGCAGCGGCGUGGUCUACUUCACCCUCUACCUGCCCCAUGUGCUCUGCGUCACCUGGCAGGACCGCAUCACAGCCAACAUGAAGCUGGCGGCUAGCCUUUUGUCCCCGGUGGCGUUCGGCUUCGGCACAGAGUACCUGUCUCGCUACGAGGAGCAGGGUUUGGGUUUGCAGUGGGACAACAUCCAGACCAGCCCGCUGGAGAAGGACGGCUACUCGUUCCUCACCUCCAUACUCAUGAUGCUGCUGGACGCCGUUCUCUACGCUGUCCUGGCCUGGUACCUGGAUACCGUCUUCCCGGGACAGUAUGGCAUCGGACGCCCCUUCUACUUCCCUCUGCAGCCGUCCUACUGGCACAACGCUGCACCUGCAUCUGCUGGAAGUGACGAUGCAGUGCCUUCAGAAGCCGACAAGGCAGAGGAGGAUGCGGAGAGCGGCGCACCUGUGCAGAACAACACCUGUAACGGCUCGGCCUGCAGGAAGACCUGCAAGCACCAAAGCAAGAGGGAACGUCUGGAGAGAGAAAAAGAGCGGCUGAGGCGCCAGGAGGAAGAGGAAGAGGAGGCGAAGCCAAUUGGAGACAAUGAGGACUCAGGAAAGGAAGAAGGCCUGCUGUUGUUUGAGGCCGACCCGCUCAGCCUAGCCAUGGGGGUGCAGAUCCAGGACCUGGUCAAGGUGUUCGACAGAGGCUGUCGUCCGGCCGUCGACCGUCUGAGCCUCAACUUCUACGAGGGACAGAUCACGUCCUUCCUGGGACACAACGGCGCCGGAAAAACCACCACCAUGUCCAUUCUGACCGGACUCUUCCCGCCCACGUCCGGCACCGCUUACAUCUACGGAAGAGACAUUCGCACGGACAUGGACGCCAUACGAGCCUCUUUGGGGACGUGUCCUCAGUACAACAUCCUCUUCAAACAUCUCACGGUGGAGGAGCACAUCCUUUUCUACUCGCUGCUGAAGGGUCGCACCCGAGCGGAGGCGGAGAAGGAGGUGGAGGACAUGCUGGUGGACCUGGGCCUGCCUCACAAGAGAGACGACGAGGCGCAGAAUCUCUCUGGCGGCAUGCAGAGGAAGCUGUCAGUCGCCAUGGCGUUUGUUGGCGGGUCGAAGGUGGUCAUCCUGGAUGAGCCCACCUCAGGAGUGGAUCCGUACUCCAGGAGGUCAAUCUGGGACCUCCUGUUGAAAUACAGAUCUGGUCGCACGGUGAUCCUGUCCACGCAUCACAUGGACGAGGCCGACCUGUUGAGUGACCGCAUCGCCAUCAUCUCCAGAGGCCAGCUGCACUGCUGCGGAUCGCCGCUCUUUCUCAAGAACUGCUUCGGCGCCGGCUUCUACCUAACGUUGGUGCGCCGCAUGAAGGACCUCAAGAAGAAGGAGAACGACUGUGACUGCGCCUCCGACUGUUCCUGCUCCUGCUCCAUUUGUACCAGCUACAAGGACCAGUCCCAGAACCAGUUUAAGAACGCAGAACGGGUUCUAGAUGGGGACAUCGCCAGCAUCACCGGCCUCAUCCACCACCACGUCCCCGAAGCCAAGCUGAUCGAGGUCAUAGGCCAGGAGCUCACCUUCCUGCUACCCAACCGCGGCUUCAAGCACCGCGCCUACGCCAGCCUCUUCCGAGAGCUGGAGGAGACUCUGGCUGACAUGGGCCUCAGCAGCUUUGGCAUCUCAGACACGUCCCUGGAGGAGAUAUUCAUAAAAGUGACAGCCAGCGGCGAAGCAGCAGCAACCAACGCCGCCACUGCAGAAGAGUGGAUGUUGCAGCGGAGAAAAAAUGAAUGUGAAGAUGAAGAGCGCUAUGACGCCACACAAGCCAGCGCCGUUAUCCACACGGUGUCGGACUGCAGCGACGGCAAGGGGUCAACCCAGGUCAAAGGGCCGACGCUCAUCCUCAAGCAGUUUCACGCUCUGCUGGUCAAGAGGUUCCAUCACGCCACCAGGAGCCGCAAAGACUUUGUGGCGCAGAUUGUCCUCCCGGCCAGCUUUGUCCUCAUCGCACUUAUCUUCACCACCGUCGUUCCUCCAUUCGGAGAGUACCCCAGUCUCACUUUGACCCCCUGGAUGUACGGACCACAGGUUACCUUCUUCAGCAACGAACGACCUUCUGACCCGACAAUGAGGCACUUCACUGAGCGCUUCCUCACAAAACCAGGUCUCGGAACCCGCUGCAUGCAGGGGGAACCCCUAGGGUUGUCUUGCGGCAUCGGUGGCGAGGACGAAGCGUCCGACUGGGAGCGCCCCGACGUGGCCGCCGUGGUCGGCAACAUCCUGCAGAGCCCCGAGUGGACCCAGAGAAACCCCUCCCCCGCCUGCCUUUGCAGCAGCAGCAAGAAACUGACCAUGAUGCCCAUCUGCCCCGCCGGGGCCGGGGGUCUACCCCCGCGGCAGAGACGGGAAAUCACCGGGGACACAAUGCUGGAUCUGACCGACCGCAACAUCUCCGACUUCCUGGUCAAAACCUACCCGAGUCUCAUCAGAACCAGUUUGAAGAGCAAAUAUUGGGUCAACGAGCAAAGAUACGGCGGCCUGUCUGUCGGAGGGCAGCUCCCCAUCCCGGACGUGGAGCCCAGGGACAUCGAAAACGUUUUCCGUCAACUCGGACAAAUGCUCAACAUCACGGCGGGUCGGUCUUCCCGAGCGGCGUUGAAGGAGCUCGGCCCUUUCUUACGAUACAUGGAGAGCGAAUAUAACGUGAAGGUGUGGUACAACAACAAAGGCUGGCACGCCAUGGUGUCCUUCAUGAACGUGGCCAACAACGCCAUCCUGCGGGCCUUCCUGCCUGCCAGCUCCAAGCCCGUGGAGUUCGGCAUCACCGCCAUCAACCACCCGCUGAACCUCACCAAGGAGCAGCUCUCUGAGGUCACCGUGCUGACCACGUCGGUGAACGCGGUGGUGGCCAUCUGUGUCAUCUUCGCCAUGUCCUUCGUCCCUGCCAGCUUUGUCCUCUACCUCAUCCAGGAGCGUGUGACCAAAGCCAAACACCUGCAGUUUGUCAGCGGGGUUAGUCCGCUCAUUUACUGGCUGGCUAACUUCUUCUGGGACAUGGUCAACUACUCCAUCAGUGCCGCCCUGGUGGUCGGCAUCUUCAUGGCGUUUGACAAAAAGUGCUACACGUCCCCGUCCAAUCUGCCCGCCCUCAUAGCGCUGCUUCUGCUCUACGGGUGGUCGGUGACGCCCAUGAUGUACCCCAUGUCGUACUUAUUCAACGUCCCCAGUACGGCCUACGUGACGCUCUCCUGCAUCAACCUGUUCGUCGGCAUCAACAGCAGCGCCGUCACCUUCAUCCUCGAGCUGUUCGACAACAACCGAUCCCUGCUGAUGUUCAACGAGUGGCUGAAGAAAGGUCUGCUCCUCUUCCCUCACUUCUGCCUGGGCCGAGGCCUCAUCGACAUGGCGAUGAACCAGGCGGUCACCGACGUCUACGCCCGUUUCGGCGAAGAACACGUGGACGACCCCUUCCGCUGGGACUUUGUGGGCAAGAAUGUUUGCUUCAUGGCAGCAGAAGGUUUGGUCUACUUCCUUCUCAACAUUCUCAUCCAGUACCGCUUCUUCCUGGACCACUGGCUAUCGGACGCCAAGCGGAGCCCGGUGGCGGACGAGGACGAGGAUGUGGCGUGCGAGCGUCAGAGAAUCUACGACGGGGGCAGCAAGUCGGACAUCCUGCAGAUCCGAGACCUGUCCAAGACCUACGUGGGAAGGAAAAUGCCGGCUGUGGACCGCAUCUGUGUGGGUGUUCCCGCCGGAGAGUGUUUCGGACUUUUAGGAGUCAACGGCGCCGGGAAGACGACAACUUUCAAAAUGCUGACUGGCGACACGGACGUCAGCUCCGGGGAGGCCACUGUGGUGGAUUACAGCAUCCUGACUGAGAUUCUGGACGUGCACCAGAACAUGGGCUACUGCCCGCAGUUUGACGCCAUUGACGAGCUCCUGACAGGCAGGGAGCACCUUUACCUGUACGCCCGUCUCAGGGGGGUACCCGAGGCCGAGAUCCCCCGGGUGGCCGAGUGGGGCAUCCAGAAACUGGGCCUGUCAGAGUACGCCGGUCGCUGCGCUGGCACCUACAGCGGCGGCAACAAGCGCAAACUGUCCACCGCCAUCGCCAUGAUCGGUUGUCCGGCCUUGGUUCUGCUGGACGAGCCCACCACGGGCAUGGACCCGCAUUCCCGGCGCUUCCUGUGGAACGCCAUCCUGAGCGUCAUACGAGACGGGCGGGCCGUGGUGUUGACGUCGCACAGCAUGGAGGAGUGCGAAGCUCUCUGCACAAGACUCGCCAUUAUGGUCAACGGAACCUUCAAGUGUCUGGGAACCAUCCAGCACCUAAAAUACAAGUUCGGCGACGGCUACGUGGUGACCAUGAAGGUCAAAGCGGCCAAAGCAGGCACGUCUCCUGAGCUGGAGCCCGUGGAGGAGUUCAUGGAGAGCAGUUUUCCGGGCUGCGUGCAGCGGGAGAAGCACUACAACACGCUGCAGUACGAGAUCGCGUCCUCCUCGCUGGCCAGGAUCUUCCAGCUGGUCGUGUCCAACAAGGACAGACUCGGCAUCGAGGACUACUCCGUCUCUCAGACCACACUGGACCAGGUGUUUGUCAACUUCGCCAAGCAGCAGACGGCAGAGGACGACGCCGUCACGUUGCAGAGACGCGGCGCGGGAGGACGCAAAGACGUCCAAAAAAUCUCACCUGUGAAGAGGAAAACUUAAAAGUAGGACUGCAAGCUAAAAAAAAAAAAUCAGGCCAGCUAUUUCUAUACACAUACUGUAUGAAUAUGUACAUACAAGCAUCACUGAAACUGGACUUGUUUUUCUAAAUAAUGCACGCAACAUUUAUAUUUCUACCACAUGUUCAAAUGCAAAAGACAGACUUUUUAUUUAACGCUCUAUUUCUUGUGAGUAAACAGUGUAGAAGGGAUGCAAUUUUCUACCUGAAUAAAUACACUUAGAAGAUGCUUUAUAACAACAAUAUUGUUUGGA
Nerophis lumbriciformis (worm pipefish) is the source of this 7645-nucleotide messenger RNA. It is a transcript of the gene abca4b, whose product is annotated as ATP-binding cassette, sub-family A (ABC1), member 4b. Gene Ontology annotation, cellular component: membrane; intracellular membrane-bounded organelle. Gene Ontology annotation, biological process: transmembrane transport; lipid transport. Gene Ontology annotation, molecular function: ATP binding; lipid carrier activity; ATP hydrolysis activity. NCBI's taxonomy places the organism in Eukaryota, Metazoa, Chordata, Actinopteri, Syngnathiformes, Syngnathidae. The record is from RefSeq and is a predicted model, not a curated record.